CUUUAACAACUGUACCGAAACGUCAACGGUCCCCGAAAAAGCUUCUUAUCGCCGCUGACCUUCACCGUAGACCAAAACAACAGAUCCCGGUCUGGCCGGUACCGGACAGCAGUUUUCCGUGAAUUUUCUGGUCUACAAAGCCCAUCACUUUUCGUAAAAAACAACAACAACCCACAGCGUUAUGAUGGCAGCAACCAAGCGCGCCCUUGCCCUGAUCGCCCGCGGUUCGGAGGAGAUGGAGCUCGUCAUUACCGUCGAUGUGCUGCGCCGCUGUAAUGUCGAGGUUACCGUUGCGCUGGUGCAGGAGGCGGAGGGCACAGCGGCCGGCAAUACCGAGCCGCUCGUGGCCUGCUGCUCCCGCGGCGUUAACGUGAAGGCGGACACCACGCUGCAGGCGUACUUGGAGCAGCAGGCCACCACCGAUGACGGCCUGCCGGAUGCCAUCAUCCUCCCUGGGGGGCUCGAGGGUGCGAAAGCGAUGGCCCAAGCGCCGGCGGUCGGCGCACUGCUGGAGCGCCAGGCCCGGGUCGGCAAGCUGGUCGCGGCCAUCUGUGCCGCGCCGACGGUGCUGGCCGCCCACGGCAAGCUGUUCGCCGGCCGGCGUCUCACCUCCUACCCGUCCUUCCGGGAGAAGCUGCAGGCGGAUGGGUACCGGUGGGAGGAACCGGCGGCCGGCGGUCUCGGGCGGGUCGUGCGGGACGAGAACCUCAUCACCAGCCUCGGGCCGGCCACCACGUUCGACUUUGGGCUGGCGAUCGGGGCGGCACUGGUCGGGCAGGAGGUGGCCGACAAGGUUGCCGCCGGUCUGCUCUACAAGUGAGGCGGUCGAAGAAGGGGCCGCGGGGGACGAAACGAUGCGGACGAAAAGUUUCUCUAGUGUGUGUGUUUUUGUGAGUGCGCGUGUGUUACUUUUGGGGACUAUUAGCAGCGAAGACCAAACAUUGGAAAAAAGCGAUUUUAGGAAUCAGCUUGGGCUAAUUUAAAUGUGGACAGUUUGUUUUUGGUUUUGUUUGAAUGAGCCAACACAGAAUAAUAUGAUUAUCAAACUCAUUGAAAAAUAAAGCCAGUUUGCAAUAGUUGA
Molecule: messenger RNA, 1081 nt
Organism: Anopheles arabiensis
Lineage: Eukaryota; Metazoa; Arthropoda; Insecta; Diptera; Culicidae
Product: protein dj-1beta-like
Exons: 2
Coding region: 182-820 (212 amino acids)
Biological process (GO): guanine deglycation, glyoxal removal; protein deglycation, glyoxal removal
Cellular component (GO): nucleus; cytosol
Molecular function (GO): protein deglycase activity
Source: RefSeq, a predicted model, not a curated record